AGCGCGCUUGGAAUCCAGCAGGCGGUUGCUGCCAAGUCUUCCACAACCUCCGCGGUCUGGAGCUGGCCUCCCCCGCCGCCGCCCCAACCGCUGCCCCCGCCGCCAUCACCACCACCAUCACCUCCGCGGCUGCCUCCUUGGGGCCCUCCUCCUUCACCGCCCCUUUAGCCACCUCUACACAUUCUAGGCUUUCUGUCCUGGAGAAGAAGCUAUAAUCGGUCUCCCUGUGGGCCCGGUGCGCAGCCAUGGCGGAUGGCGGCGGCUGCAGCGACGGUGCGGGCCAGGCCUCGGCGGGGGCAGCCACGGGCGCAACCCGGGCCAGCGGGGGCGGCGGCCCCAUCGACCCGGCCUCAUUGCCCCCUGGCGACCCUCGGCUCAUCGCUUUCAUCGUGGGGCAGCUCAAGAGCCGGGGCCUUUUUGACAGCUUCCGCCGGGACUGCAAGGCUGAUGUGGACACCAAGCCAGCUUACCAAAACCUGAGCCAGAAAGCGGAUAAUUUUGUGUCGACACAUCUGGAUAAGCAGGAAUGGAAUCCUCCAACGAACGAAAACCAACUGCGCGAUGGUCUGAGGCGGAGUGUGGUUCAGUCAGGGAGGUCAGAAGCUGGAGUGGACAGGAUUAUUUCUCAGGUGGUGGAUCCAAAACUAAACCACAUCUUCAGGCCACAGAUAGAACAAGUAAUUCAUGAAUUCCUGGUGGCCCAGAAAGAAGCAGCUGUGCCAGCACUCCCUCCAGAGCCGGAAGGCCAGGACCCUCCAGCUGCGUCUCAGGACACUUCCUAAGAAUAUGCCUGACAGCUUUUGAAAGCGCUAUUUAAUUUUUGGUGAAGAAAUGGAUUCGGUUACAUAAGAGUGCAGUUUCAGACUGAAGAUAGGCCAAGUUCAUCACUGAGCUCAAGAUUUCCACCUCGACCAUGAGCAGUGACCAGAUUGAAAGGGAAGCAAGUUCGGCAGAGAGAAAGUUGACCGCCUUGCCCCCUGCAUUGCGCUGCCAUUUGGCCAGCCUUUCCAAGGGCAUGACACCAAGCACACACUACAGAGAGGGAAACACUACCGCCACCCAGGAUUGUCCUGAAACAGACAUCUAUACUUGAACAUGGAGACUGCACAAGGAUUUUAGAGUUUGUGCUCUGGGAUAAACGAAAGCUACAGCGACAGAACAUAACUAAUCCCAAAGACAAUUUCAACGAACAAUGACAGUAAAGGUUAACUGGGAGGAGUAUUUGACAGUACUUAUUUGAUAUUGUCUCUCAGAGUUGCAAACUAGAUUGUAUACAACAUUAGUGUCAGAUAGCUUUAAAUUUGUGACCAUGAAUCUUCUAGCCAGUUUCCUUUCCUUUGUAAGAGACAACAAAACAUGAAACCCUGGAAUAAGUGAGAAGUUCAGACAUUAGGUAUAAGGAAACUCAUUUGCAGACUCUCUGUCCAAGGGAGACAGAGCUUCCUGUCUUGCAGGGGCUAGUGAGUCUUGGGUGUGUUUAUGUUAUUCUCACAUUUGUGUUGUAUUAGAAAAGUGGAUGGUCAAUAAAUGGCUUAUCUUUCAACAGCAA
Nomascus leucogenys (northern white-cheeked gibbon) is the source of this 1549-nucleotide messenger RNA. It is a transcript of the gene BOD1L2, whose product is annotated as biorientation of chromosomes in cell division 1 like 2. Lineage: Eukaryota; Metazoa; Chordata; Mammalia; Primates; Hylobatidae. The record is from RefSeq and is a predicted model, not a curated record.